Messenger RNA from Centropristis striata (black sea bass), 3160 nucleotides. Its product is annotated as formin-binding protein 1-like. The record is from RefSeq and is a predicted model, not a curated record. The transcript has 18 exons. Gene Ontology annotation, biological process: signal transduction. Lineage: Eukaryota; Metazoa; Chordata; Actinopteri; Perciformes; Serranidae. Gene Ontology annotation, molecular function: protein binding. The coding region runs from base 104 to 1996 and encodes 630 amino acids.
CAGGCGGCCGGUGUGUGUGUCGGGGAGGAUGCGCGCGGCAGACAGCAGCAGCAGCUCGCGGUGAUCGUCGGAUCAGGACCGAGGCGGAGCAGCAGCUGAAACCAUGAGCUGUAACUGGGGCACCGAGCUGUGGGAUCAGUUUGAUAACUUGGAGAAACACACCAGUUGGGGAAUCGACUUCCUGGAGAGAUAUAGCAAGUUUGUCAAAGAGAGAGCCGACAUCGAGCUGAGCUACGCCAAACAGAUCAGGAGUCUGUCUAAGAAGUAUCAUCCUAAGAGGAGCAGAGAGGAUGAGAGCAGGUACAGCUGGUGUUUGGCGUUUGCGGCGACGCUGCGUCAACUGAAUGAACUCGCCGUUCAGAGAGAAGAACUCGCUGAAAACCUAAACACACACAUCGCGUGUGAACUGACACGAUACACACAGGAAGUCAAGUCCGAGAGGAAGAAUCAUUUCCAAGAUGGCCGCCGUGCACAGCAGCACAUUGAGAGCUCCUGGAAACAGCUAGAGUCUAGCAAACGUCGGUUUGAGCGUGACUGUAAGGAGGCGGAGCGAGCUCAACAAGUCUCCGACAGAAUCGACCUUGACAACAAGACGGACGGCGAGAAGCGCUGCUCUCUGAAGGCCCGACAGACGGCUCAACAGAAAAAACAAGCUGCUGAAGAGUCAAGGAAAGACUAUGUAACAAGUUUAAACCAGUUUAACCAGGACCAGCACCAGCACUACCACACCCUGGUACCAGUCAUAUACCAGCGGAUCCAGGACAUGGAGGAGCGGCGUAUCGAGAGAAUCUGUGAAGCGAUGCGUUCGUCAGCAGAGGCGGAGAGAAAAGUUCUUCCUGUUGCGAGUCGCUGCCUGGACGUGAUGAUGGACGCCGCUGAGGGCAUCCAGCCCCGGAUGGACACCCGUCAGGUGGUGGAGGUGUAUAAAUCGGGCUUCGACCCUCCAGGUGAUGUUGAGUUUGAGGACUACAGCGCCACCAUGAGGAGGAGCAUCUCUGAAUCCAGUUACCUCGACAACCGAACAGAGGGGCGGAGACACAGCAGGAAGCUGUGGCCCUUCAUCCGGAAAAACAAGCUGUUGACCCUCCUCUCCUCCCCCCGGCAGCCUCCCCCUCCUCCCCCCACCUCACCUUCACCUGGGGGCGUGGCCAACUGUCCCCAGUCCCCGCCCCCUGCCCAGAGAGAACCAAUUGCACAGCGGCUAAAUGACCUCAUGACCUCUGGCUCCAGAACCAGGAAGCAGUGUCUGCGCAGCCUGAAGAGAGGGCUUUCACUCAAACUGGGCGCCGGUCCUGCAGACUGCAGUCACCUUCCUCCUGAACAGAGACGCAAAAAACUCCAAACCAGAAUCAACAACAUCAACCAGGAGAUCCAGAGAGAGAGAGAGCAGAGAGACGCUCUGCUGAAGAUGCGCGAGGUUUAUGAACGCAGUCCUCAGAUGGGCGACGCCGGCAGCGUGGAGCCUCGACUGGAGGAAGUGAAACAAAGUCUGCAGAGAUUGGAGGACGAGCUGAAGACCAACCAGGCCUGGCUCUCCGAGGCCGACAGCAGACUCUCUGAUCACGGCAGCAGGAGACAGAGUGGAGGUUGUGGGUUAAAUUCCCAGGCGACGACACCGGGCAGCAGCAGCCUGAAACAGCUCGACAACCGGAGUCCAGCCAGCAGAGAGAGUCCUGACGGCAGCUACACUGAGGACCACAGUGCCGAGCUUCAGUUUAAAUCUCGGAGUUCAGAGUUUGAUGACGACUUUGAUGAUGAAGAACCGUUACCGAGUAUCGGCACCUGCAAGUCCCUGUACCCGUUCCAAGGUCAGAAUGAAGGCACUCUGUCCAUGGUGGAGGGGGAACUACUUUCUGUGGUGGAAGAGGACAAAGGUGAUGGAUGGACCAGAGUACGAAGGAACCUGGAGGAAGAGGGAUACGUCCCCACCUCCUACAUCAAAGUCUUCCUGGACAGCAGCGCCAAAGGCUUUGUGCAAAGUAGUCGUCUAGUCUAGCACAGUAAUCGACCAGUGAAGACGUCCCGCCACAGGAAGUGAUCAGAGGAAGUCUGGUAAAAGCUUUUCAUUGGACAGAUAUUUUGACCAAUCAGAUGACAGAGUGCUGUUGGUACAUGACUGAGUAGAAGUUCCCCGGUGACUGACAAACCAAUGAGAGAGCAUUUUAAAUAUUAGCAGAUAUCAUGACCCAAAUACAAAGCAGAUAUUAGCUAGGUCCCAAACACAGAGCAGAUAUUAGCCAGGUCCCAAACACUGAGCAGAUAUUAGACAGGUCCCAAACACUAAGCAGAUAUUAGACAGGUCCCAAACACUGAACAGAUAUAAGACGGGUCCCAAACUCUGAGCAGAUAUUAGACAGGUCCCAAACAAUGAGCAGAUAUUAGACAGGUCCCACACACUGAUCAGAUAUUAGACAGGUCCCAAACACUGAACAGAUAUUAGAUAGGUCCCAAACACUGAGAAGAUAUUAGAUAGGUCCCAAACACUGAGAAGAUAUUAGCCAGUUCCCAAACACUGAGAUAUAAGCCAGGUCCCUGUGAUGACUGAUCAGUUAGUUUGUUGAAAUGUGAAGAAACAUGUUAAUGUUUAGAGAAUUAACUAAAAUAAAUAAAUACACUUCUGAUAAAUACAUUUUAUGUUUUAUUUCAUGUUUGAGUCCAAACUGAUGAAUUUAGGUUUUAAUUUGUUCUUUUCUGAUUCGCUGACAAACUGAGAUCAGUUUAACCUGCUGAAUGGGAACUUUGAUUCUUCCUGUUGGCUGUUUGUGUUGUCUCAUCGCAGUGAUGCCACAGCAGUGAUGUCACAGUGCACUGUGACAUCACAGGAGGCGUUAAUGUUGUGACAUCACAUGAGGCGUUUAAAAGCAGUUUGAUCAUCGAAGACUCGUCUGUGUAAAUAUAAAGUGUAGCUGCGCAGGUGUAGCCCCGCCCCCGUAUACCUGCUGAUAUAAGUCCCGCCCCCACAGUAACCAUUGUGUAUUAGCCCCGCCCCCUGCUUGUUGGUCAUUGAUCAUGUUAUUGAUUGUGUGAAAUGUGAAACCUUUUUAUUUUAUAGUGAGAUAUUGAUCAGUUCUUGUUUUUUUAUUGAGAUGUGAGACUGCUGAUCACGCUCUUUUCAACUUCCUGUAUGUUAAACUUUCAAAAUAAAGUACUCUGACUCAAA